AUGGCAGAUCCAACUGAGGAAAUUUCUGAGAGCGCCUCAAGAGUGAGAGAGGAAGAGGAGGAGGAGGAGGAGGUAGCGACGUCCUCUUCUUCAGACAUCAUUCGAAAUUUGAACUCUGGACUCGACGAGCUCAAUCGGUCUCUUCAAACUGGAUUUUUCAACUCGUUCCCUCGAGCUGAAGUGGAGGGUGAAGCGCUGGGCUCAUACGCGAGGGAGGAGGGUGGGGGGCAGGCAGAGAAGAGCUACGACAUCGCUGAAGCCAAGAAACUGAUCGACGAGCUGCUGCUGGCAAGAUCUCCGAGUCUCUUGUCCUCUGGGGUUGACAAGCCGGUUGACAAGCCUGUUGCGAAGCCCAAGAACAAGACUGUGAAGGAAGCAAGCAAGGAAGUAGCGCUUGUGCGACCGCUGCACAUAUCAGAGCUCAACGACGUUCUUCAAGACUUUCAGAGUGAUGUGAACGCUCUCUACAGACGCUCUGCCCACCUUCCGCCCUCAUCGGUAGAGGAGGAGAAACUAUCGAAGCCGGCAAGGAUGAAAGACGACAGGAGGAGGGAGAAGGGGAAGGGGAAGGAGCAGGAGAAGCUGCUCAAGAAGCCUCGUAAGAACGCCUGGUACAAGAAGGACGAGAAUGUCAUGGAGCCUAAAGAGUUUGCGUCUCUUGUGUCAGCUGGGCUGUCGGAGUGCGAACACUACAAGGCGCUGGAGACCCUCAAAGUUUCUCCUCCUCCUCCUCACAACUCAAAGAAAGCAUCUCGGUCAACCGAUUUCCUCACAAGAUAUGAAGAAAUUCAGAGAAAUGUCAACCAAGACAUCUGUAAAUGCUGCCCUGAUCGAAACAAGGCCAAGAAGGAAGAGGAGGAAGAGGAGGAGGAGGAGGAAGAGGAGGAGGAGGAUCGGCUAUGGGAGCUUCCUCGUCGGAUUGACACCUGGUGGUUCACCAACGCCGGAAAGAUGCAGAGCAGCACAGGAAUGAUCGAAGGAAGAUUCUCCUCGCAGGGGAAGGAGAGUGGAGGAGGAGGAGGAGGAGGAGGAGGAGGAGGAGGAGCGGGUCACAACUUGAAGCUCGACAUCUCCAUGGACUCCAUGCUCCACACUCAGCUGGAGGAUCUCAGGUCUGACCUCUGCUGGGCUCCUCCUGGGCUCCUGCUGACCAUCUGCCUCAGCGACGUUGUCAACCUGGUUGCCAAGCAGCGGCGAGCGAGGCUGACGCAGGAGGACGCGAACCCGCCGGAGAAGGGCGGGGAGGGGAGGAGGAGGAAGAAGAAAGAGCAGGAGCAGGAGCAGGAGUUGGAUCCGUUCAACUGCGGGCUGAUCUUGUCGCUCAACUGUGCACAUGUGCCAGUAGCAGAGGAGGAGAGUUUGUUCCAGCUGCUCCUGAGAAAAGACCUCGCCCUCUUGUCUGGACUGACCCCAGACUGCUUCCUCUACUGCGGUCUUGUCAGAACAAAGGACGAGGAAGAGGAAGAGGAAGAGGACGAGGACGAGGGCAGAGGAGGAGGAGGAGGAGGAGGGGGAGGGGGAGGGGGAAAGUGUCAUGCUCUUGUGAACGUCCGCCUGGAGGGGCUGCUAGACAUGAAGAGGGAGGAGCGGGGAAAGAUUGUGACCGCAGAGGAGGUGGCGAGGAAGCUGAAGGAGCAGGAGAAGGACAGGAGGAGUAAGUUCCGAUCCUGCGACACUCUGUGGAAUGUGGAGAGACUGACAGUAGUCCCUGCACAUCGUGUACCGGACAGAGAAAGGCUGAAAAAUGUCUCACGAUCCGCCAUAGAGACGAUUCUGCGAUGGCUGGAGGAAGAGAUUCUCAGGGACGAGGAGGAGCAUAUCUCCACAUCUCAAGUGAGAGACACCUUGCGUCCAAUCAACCAGCUCCGCUUCUCCCUCCAAGACUCCUCCUCCUCCUCCUCCUCCUCCUCCUCCUCUGUCUCUCCUUUCCUCCUGCUCUCAGGUGCGAAUAAGUGGGUGAGCGCGAAGAUCGAGAAUGCGAUGAAGAAGGAGGGACGAGUUGCUCGGGGGAAGAUGAAGGAGGGGAAGACGCUGCUGCAGAAUUGGAUGAAAGCGUGCGACUCUUUCAGCAGCAGCGGAGCAGUGGAGGAGGCGGAGAGUUGUCUUGAGGAGGCAAGGAAAACUCUUAAGAACAUGGUGGAGCAGCAGCAAGAGAUCGAGUGGCCGAGGCUGAGGAGGAAGAAAACAGAAGAAGUCACGAAAACCUUCGCCGCCCUGUCGCAACCAUGGACAAGGAGAAGGUGGUGGGCUGAAGCAGAGAAAGGCAACAAGCUCGUGCUUCCUGAUCCUCUGGAGGAGGAGGAGGAAGAAGAGGAAGGGAAGAAAACUUCGAAGGAGGGAAAGAAGCCAAAGUCCCUUGCACAACUUGAAGAAGAGCUUGUGGAGACUGGAAAGGGGAUUGCGGAGAUGAAGAAAGGAGGAGGAGGAGGAGGAGGAGGAGGAGGAGGAGGAGGAGGAGGAGGAGGAGGAGGAGGAGGACGUUUCUUUCUGCCUCCCGUGUCCUCCUUUUAUCCUGAUCGGAGUGAGAGUGAGAUUCUCAAGGGGAUCGAGGAGGGAGCCAAGCAAGCAAGCAAGACUCUCUCCUCCCUUCUUUCUGACUACCAGCGUCCUCAAACCUCCGACUCCUCCUGUCAGACUGCUCCUGUCCUGGAGCUCCCCGGCAGCAGCUCCAUCUCCUCCUGCUUCUCCUACCUGUCCCCGUGGGAGUGGCAGGCGCGGGGAGGAGGAGGAGAAGCGGAGGAGGAAUCAUCGACACCAUGGGUCGCGUGCUCGGGGAGGAGGAGCACCUCUGGAGGAACCCAGCUCGGCUCGGGCUGCUCAAAGUUUCCUCCUCCUCCUGGACCGUUGGAGACCCUGCUGACGUGCUCGAGCGCAAUGCUCGCCAGUUUGCCAAUGCCGGAUGGAGGGUAG
Messenger RNA from Guillardia theta CCMP2712, 2910 nucleotides. RefSeq lists its product as hypothetical. Bases 1 to 2910 code for a protein of 969 amino acids. The record is from RefSeq and is a predicted model, not a curated record. Lineage: Eukaryota; Cryptophyceae; Pyrenomonadales; Geminigeraceae. The transcript has 6 exons.